CUUGUACCAAACUUGACUAGAUUGCAAAAUGUCCCCUCGAUGCGGUCAGGCGCCUGAAAAUAUUGCUAAUGGAUAUUAUGUUGGAACGAAAAAUUCAUAUAAUCAGGGAGAUCAGCUUCAUUACGUUUGUUCAGAGCAUUACGUCAUGAUUGGAAAUCCUACUCUCACGUGCAGUUCCGGAAGCUGGACUGGAGGACAUCCUAUAUGUCGUCUAUCAUUCCUGUCAAAUGCCUACUUUUAUCUAAUCGGAGCCAUUGUUAUGCUAAUUUUCAUAGUUGUUUUGGGUGUGUUUUGUGUGUUCUGCUGUAAAUAUCGGUAUCGCCGAAAAAUGGUCCACGACGAUGACAAGUCACGUAGUCAUCCGGAAGGCAAUACGACUAAGGAACAACAUAUGAAAAUCAACAACGAAUUAUCGAAAUCGAAUAAAUCAUCACUAAAUUUUUCAAAAUCAAGAAGUUUAAAAAUCAGCAUGAAAAAUACUUUUACCAAGAAGAAACAAAAUACUAGUGUAAACAGCAAUGACAAGGUAGAAGAACAUGUGGAGAACAGCAAAGAUGGUUACCACGAAAAUUCACCCAUAACUAAGGUGAUUCCACUUGAAAACAACGAAAAUACAACGGAAAAGAAAAGUGUGAUAUUAAGUCAUCAAAGAGUUGCCGUAGAACUGGACAUAUGGAAACCGUUCACACGUCCCAUAAGAAAUAACAAUACAAGUACACAAUGAAAUAAACCCAUUAACGACAUAGUAAA
This is a messenger RNA of Mytilus trossulus (common blue mussel), 750 nucleotides long. RefSeq lists its product as uncharacterized. Bases 29 to 724 code for a protein of 231 amino acids. NCBI's taxonomy places the organism in Eukaryota, Metazoa, Mollusca, Bivalvia, Mytilida, Mytilidae. The transcript is spliced from 3 exons. The record is from RefSeq and is a predicted model, not a curated record.